UAACGGAAAACCCAGAAUCUUACUUUCGUUUUGAAUGUACCAGAAAUCUCUUUAAUUUUUAUUUAAACAUUGUUAAAUAUUGACGGAAUGCACAACGUGGAUUUCUUGAAAUAUUUAAGAACAAAUAAAAUUAAACUGUUAUUGACAAUAUUUCCAUAAGCCAUAAGCCAUUCAGUUAUCGCAAGUUAUCUAAAUCCAAAGUAUUUAACUGUUAACUUAAAAUGUCUGUUGAGGAGAACGAAAUGCCGAUUGAGGAAAACCUGCUGGUUUUUGUAUAUCACGAGAAUUGCGAUAUUGAUGAAGCAAAGCAACUGCAGAUUUAUCUCAAUAGCAACAACUGUACGUGUAAGAUAUACAGCCAAACGAAUGAGCCAGGAAAACAUCUUCUACAACAACUUCACGGCUCCGUAAAUCCGUUCACCCCCGUAAAUCAGAACCAAAGAGUCGUUUUUCUGAUAACAAAAAUAACUGAAGAGACAGGUUUGAUAACUUUCGCAGUCGUGGCAGCUUUAGAAAAGGUUUCUCUUCAAACAUGCAUGCCUAUAUUUAUUGGAUACAAAGGAAAAUCCCUAACAAGCGAGUCUUUGAAAAGGGGUCUUCUAGCCUUGACACCCAGUGUUUUUGUCGACUUGGACAAAGAAAGUGGAUUUGAUUCACUUCUAUCAAGACUGAAAUCUUCCAAAUAUUUGGCGGAAGAUUUGCCAGUGGGCAACUUACACCAUGGGUUGGUCUACUCUCAUAUUUCAGGCUUCAUGGGAUAUUUGGUAGAAGAGCUGCAAAAACGUCUUGCACAGAAAUGCAAAGAAUAUGAACAUGAAAAGAAACGUUUGGUCGAUAGAUUCCUUCUGGUCAUACCUGAAACUUGUGAAGUUCCAUCCGGCCUGCUAACAGGAAAUGAAUCCGCAUCCAUUUGUAUUUCAAAAGCAUUAAAGGAAGGCACAACAGUGGAUGAAAUUGCAUUUCAAAGGGAACAUGCUGGAAAGACAAGAACUUACAAAGUGACAAUCUACAAAAUAAAAAGUGAAAAUGAAGAGUUCUACAUCUGUGCCCAAGUGCCAACAGUUUUGACGGCCAUCUCUCAACUCGCACAGAAGCAUCUCGGCAAGAUAGACGUUGGCCUAGAGAAGCAGAGAUUUCAUCUGCUAUACCAGCAGAUAUUGGACCUCAAAGGGUGGAAUGACACGGUGAAAUUAGUCUCCUGCAAAGAUGAAGCAGACAUUCCCCGUGCAUUGUUUGAUGCCGCAAAGACAUUAGGCACGGCUAAUGAGGAAGUCUUGGAUUUGCAGAAAGCAACCAUCCGACCUGAUGAACAACAGAGAAGAGUGUACCUUAGAUAUUUCGAAUCAGAAUCUGAUCAAAAGGUGGGAAAAGACAUUGCAAGAUUGCUGGAAGAGAACCAAAUUCAAACGUUUACCUCAUUGCAUGGCGAAAGUGUACUCAGCAGUCCGGAAACACAUGAAGGCUGGGUCAUAUGUGUCCUUUCAAAAGCUGCGCAAGAAGAUGGCCUUUUCUCAUUCAACGUCAUGACCGACAUACAAACCAGUGUUGACAAAUGCAAGUUGCAAGUUAUGCUUGUAUUAAAUGGCCUACAAAUAUCUGAUGUUCCACACUGUAUAAAAUGGGUCCGCUUCUUCGGAAUGACUGAGGACAAAUUAUACCUGAACGGAAUUCUGAGAACAGUUUCAGAUGCCCCUGUCGACAUUAGCAAGGCACUUCCAUCAGGUGACGUGAUUCCUGGUUUAGCCUGGGCAUACGUGCAAAACUACCUGAUGAAAACUUUGACCAACACACUGGGAAAAAGAAUCGAAGCAUAUCUUGAGAAGAUGCAGAUAGAGUGCGGAUGUAUUCAGACACUUGUUAUUGUCUGGAUAAAAUCAUGUAAUACUGGCCAAUGGUUGACAGACUUAGCAAACAAAGGAGUUGAGAAGCGUCAAGUGGUUCAUUUGAAAGAGGAUUUAGAGCCAACUAUUGACGAAUUUGGUGGACAGAUUGGUCGACCUUUCAACUUGAACGUCUUCAAAUUCACAGACACCAGGGAUCCAAAUAAUAUAUUUGAGCGGUGUUUCCUAGCCGAGUAUUGCACACCCAUGCAAUGCGUCAAGAUGAUGGAGGAAGAAUAUGCUGGCAUGUCUUCGGCUUCAAUGCAAGAACAAGGACCGAGGUUCAAGGAAACGUUUGACGAGAUCAUGUCCCGUGGACCAAUACGAGAAAUAUUUGGUGACAACAAAGUGUCUCUAAUCUGCUUUGAUGAUGGUCCAGACGCUAAUUCAGAAAUACGCCUCAUGGACUCGUUGGAGAGAGCGAUUCGGGACUCCAAAACAGUGAUCUUCCGAAAAUAACAUGUUUGCGGAGAUGAGGUGACCAGCAUUAUAAAAAAGUGCCAUUAAUUGCAAUAAAUCUAGUGGACAAUAGAUGUACAGUGUAUACUGAAAAACAACAGAGAGACUACUUUUAUUGUUCAGUAAUUAAAGCUUGCAUUUUCUUACUGAGUUAAUUCACUGUUUAAGACAUCUUGACAUUUAAUUAUUACUUACCAAUUAUGUAAUUGAAUAUACAUAUUAUAUAUUUUGACGACACGUUUUGUAAUAAAUACAUCCGCUUUAAGAAGAUGCAAUUAGACUUAAUACGAAUAACUUAAUUUUGCAGAACAACUGACUCGGGUUUGUGUGAAGAGUAUUUGUUUAGUGAUAAGUUUAUUUUACAUUUUUUACUAAAUCCUGCGUUUUAUGGUAUAUGAAGUCAAGUCGUAUUCGAAAAUAACAUUGGUAGGUUCUAUUUUAUUAAAUACAUUUACAUUUUUUUGUUUGUUAAGUCUAUGUUACUUUUAGCAAAUAUUUUACUUUCGACGUGGGAACCAUUGUUUAUGGUGUAUACACAAUUGAUUAUAUUUGAUUGUGUAUUGAUAUCCGUAAAUGAUUUAGACACAUAUACUUCAUGUGAUAUGUUAUUAAGCAUCAACGGUAUAAAAGGCAGUCCUUUUUAUGUGCUAAAAUAUGACUCGUACUUAAAUAUUUUAACAUCGUAAUGAAGCUUGUAAUAUGUGAACUGUUAUGUUGUCAAUUAUAAUUCAUGUUUAUUGCUCUACAUGUAUAUCUUCUAAGAUUGUUACAUAUAACAUAUUGUAUCCAUGUAUGAUUUACACUAAUUUUAAUAAUUAAAGCAUUCUCUGUGUUUUUAAAAAAUUGAUUUAAAUCUUGAGUAAUUAUGGUUAUCUAGGAAUAGUUAUGUCUAGGAGCUACGCAUUUAUUCAAGCCACUUAUACUUUAUCAGAUAGCGCCCUUAGAACUCAUAACUUAUUGUAGCGAAAUCUUUGGCUGUAUCUGAUAAAUAAUGUUAAAUCUGUUUGCUGCCUUUGUUGCCUCGAUUCUUAACUUAAAAAGCGAGGUGUGGAGAUUAACUUAAGCGGAAAAUCCAACGAAAAUUCUGCAAAUGGCUUUAAAAUGUGAAAUCUUCUACAAACUCAAAUGCCGAAGUAGAUAUCCGAUGAAUAUUUGUCGAUCUUUCUAAGAAGUUAUUUUUUAAUCGCCCAACUGCAUUUUGUUCAAUAUUGUAGCAUUACAUGAAACAUGUGAUAACCCUCAUUCCAAGUCAUGGGCAUCAAUUGUUCAGAGAAUUUUGUUAGAAACAUUUUUUUUAAUUACGUGUAAUAAUACCAUUAAUUUGUUAAUGUAAACAUUUUAAAUAUAAUUGUAGGCAAUAUAUUAAAUGUUUAUUUUAAAAUAGAAAACAUGAAAAUGACAUGUCAUCAUUAUUUCUUUUCAAGAAAUUUAAAUGCUUUUCUGAAAGAUCAUUAAACAAAAUUGAAAUUUCUUAAUUUUGAAACAUAAUAGCAAAAUUUAGACUGUUAUCUCAUUUUCCCUAUAAAUUGAUAGACACCAACACAUUUGGAAACAUGACGGAAUAUGUAAAAUUUGUAUCCUUAAUGAAAUUCAAGGUCAGUACCGUUUGUUCUAAAAUGUCAUAAAGAUGGCAUGUUAAGAAAUACACGUAUACCUGAUUUUAACAAGAGUUUGUUCAAUGUUUUUUUAUUAUUUUUGAAUGAGACCAGGCAAUCUAUAUUGAUACGUUGAGGUAAUUCCUGUAUUAAAGCAGUUUACCCUAGUGUUGAUGGUAUAUAACGUUAUGAGAGAAUAUCCUUUUUUCCACAUUACAAUUUUGUAUAUCGCACUGCAUAAUUGUGUUUCGCAUCAAUUAUGGAUGUUAAACAUUCAGUUAACUGUUUACAUACAGAAAAAGCUGUCGCAUACGCCCAACAUUAUCACAAUUAUUCAUACAGUUAAUCCAUGCAUAAACAUUUAAUUGCAUGUUCUUACUUUUAUUUUAUCUCUUUCAUUGUUUAUUAUUAAUUUUCACGUAUCUGUUAUUAUUGUGGCAUUAUGCUUAAGCCGAAAGAACAUUUCAGGUCUAUUCUGUUCAGUUCUUAAACAGUUAUGUACUUAGAAAUUUAUAUUGUAAGUAAUGUUAUGAUGUUUUUAACAGAAACAUUUACAGUUAGCUUUCUGAAUUAAUUGAUAUCAAGUUACAUUUGAAUUAUAUUGUGCCAGUUAUAUAAUACAAUAACCUUAGUUACUUGCAUCAAUGUUUCUGUAAUAUUUCCUAUUAUCCCCUUAUUAUUUACAACAAAUUUCUCAAUAUUGUGUCACCUUAGAUAAAUAACGUGGUAAUACUAUAAUGUAUUUGUUGUUUGUAUGCAUCAUCUUGUUAAAAUUUAGUUCUGAUUUUUGGCCCUAUGUUAUUCUAUUUUCUUUUUUGUGUGUUAAUAAACGAGAAUUUCAGAAUAAAUUUGAUUAUAUUUCUACAACUUAGAAAACCUACAUGCCUCUUUUCUGUGAAUUCUAUACAAUUAAAGUAAUCUUCAUGUUUUCAGUUCAUCAUUUUAAAACCAACGUUUUUUUAUUGCAUUAAAAGAUAUAAAUCCAAAUUUAAUACUUAAAUAUUGUAUUUUUCCCUUCCCUAUACCCGCUGUAUCCCCACCCCCGCCCCCCACACACAACAUCAACAAACAAAAAACACAAAUAAUCAACGAAUGAUAUGGUUGUAAAAUGUUUGUACUUAGCUAGAAUGGGUUUGCAUUUAGGAACUCUUAAAUCAAGGUCAAGGUCACUGUAAUUGAACACUCAGUUCCGCUGAAAUGUUGUGUGUUGGAAACUUACAUGCUCACCUAGCGUGGGAACGCAUCAGUAUUAAAUUAGUAAUAAUUAGUAAUAUCAGUUUAAUAACUUAUACAUUAAACAUCUUGGUUUUGGCUUUUGCCACGUUUAUUGUUUUUGCUAUAUGUUAACUAAACGAAAAUUGUGUUAUAAUUGCUUGAUUUGUUAUUUUGCAUUUUCUACAUCAUUAUUGUUUGAUUUUACUUGCGCUACGAACUUUUCACCUCUUCGAACUGUACAUGGAAAAAAAUGAAAGACCGCCGUGGAUGAUAUUGUGCUACAGGCAAUUUAAAAAUUACCUGUAUUAUGAAAACAGCCCAAAUAUUAUUGUUAUUAUUUUUGAAAUAUAUAUUUAUAACACAUAUACCAAUAACAAUUUACUUAUAAUGUAAUAAAGUUACAAACCAUGAAAAUAA
This is a messenger RNA of Dreissena polymorpha, 5566 nucleotides long. RefSeq lists its product as uncharacterized. The record is from RefSeq and is a predicted model, not a curated record. The coding region runs from base 222 to 2339 and encodes 705 amino acids. Gene Ontology annotation, cellular component: autophagosome; endoplasmic reticulum membrane. The transcript has 11 exons. Gene Ontology annotation, molecular function: cyclic-di-GMP binding; 2',3'-cyclic GMP-AMP binding. Lineage: Eukaryota; Metazoa; Mollusca; Bivalvia; Myida; Dreissenidae. Gene Ontology annotation, biological process: positive regulation of macroautophagy; activation of innate immune response; reticulophagy.